GUUGUAAGUUGCUCUCUACGACCAUCAUAUCAGGCACUUGCAUUUGUCUUUGCAGGAAAACAAACAACAUAGCUCAGAAAACAUGGCACCGAUGACAUCCAUCAGGCUGUCUGGAGACAAAAUAGAAAUCGUCAACCAGCUGCUUCUACCUCACACAACAGAAUUCAUCGAAAUCCAGACCAUCGAACAAGCUCACGAUGCAAUCAAGUCUAUGAAGAUACGCGGUGCACCAGCUAUUGCGUCUCUGGCAGCACUUUCCUUUGGAGCUUAUCUCUCUCGGGGCCUCGAGGCAUCGCCUGCACCAGAAUACCUCGCAUCACCCGAGGCUUUAAGAGAUCAUGUUUUACCCAUCCUGGACUUCCUAAUUACCGCACGCCCGACAGCUGUAAACCUAGGAGCAGCAACACGCCGGUUGACUAAAACCCUGCAGUCAUCAAUCGACGCAGGCAAGGACCCUAGAUCGAUCGUUCUUGUUCUUAUCGCGGAAAGCCAUCUGGUUGCGGAUGAGGAUGUCGGGAGAAACAAGGAAAUGUCGAAGUGGGGUGGAGAGUGGCUGAUCGACCAGGUAAAACAGGCUGGAGGUGACGGAACGAGCUUGAAUGUCUUGACCGUCUGUAACACUGGUUCGCUAGCCACGUCGGGAUACGGAACUGCAUUGGGUCUGAUCACAUACCUACAUGAGGUAGGAAACCUUGGAAAAGCUUACUAUACUCAAACUGCACCAUACCAUCAAGGGUCUCGACUCACUGCACUGGAGUUGAAGACUCUUCAAAUACCUUCUGUGAUGAUAUGUGAUACUAUGGUUGGGUCUCUGUUCCAACAUCAUAAAAUCCAUGCUGUCGCUGUUGGUGCUGAUAGGGUAGCAAAAAAUGGUGAUACUGCCAAUAAAAUUGGAACCUACAAUGCAGCGGUGCUUGCUGCUCGUCACAAAAUUCCCUUUAUCGUUGUUGCCCCUAUCAGCACAGUAGACCUUGAUGUUGCAGAUGGCUCAGGCAUACCGAUCGAGCAUCGACCACCACUAGAGGCCUGUAUCGUCCGCGGUGCUCUCCAUCCACCCACUCUUAACGCACAGGGACAAAAGGAGCAGGCACAAGUCAUGAUUACUCCAACUGAUCUAUACGAGAUAUACAACCCCAGCUUUGAUGUGACACCAGCGGAGCUGAUUACAGCUAUCGUAACAGAAAAAGGUGUUGCAGUGAAGAAGGAAGGUAGUCAAAUAUUUGAUUUAAGUGCUAUUGUAUAGAAUCAGACGGUGGCGAAGAAAGACAAGGAAGUAUUUACACAUUGUACAAUCUCACAUCAGACUCAGGGAAUAGAGCAGUCUUAUGAUUAUAUGACAGAAUUUAUAUAUACAAGAUGCAGACGU
Serpula lacrymans var. lacrymans S7.9 is the source of this 1366-nucleotide messenger RNA. RefSeq lists its product as uncharacterized. Lineage: Eukaryota; Fungi; Basidiomycota; Agaricomycetes; Boletales; Serpulaceae. The coding region runs from base 83 to 1243 and encodes 386 amino acids. The transcript has 7 exons. The record is from RefSeq and is a predicted model, not a curated record. Gene Ontology annotation, molecular function: S-methyl-5-thioribose-1-phosphate isomerase activity.